This is a messenger RNA of Quercus robur (English oak), 2105 nucleotides long. RefSeq names its product F-box/kelch-repeat protein At2g44130. Gene Ontology annotation, biological process: regulation of phenylpropanoid metabolic process; negative regulation of cytokinin-activated signaling pathway. Bases 409 to 1704 code for a protein of 431 amino acids. The record is from RefSeq and is a predicted model, not a curated record. The transcript has a single exon. Gene Ontology annotation, molecular function: protein binding. NCBI's taxonomy places the organism in Eukaryota, Viridiplantae, Streptophyta, Magnoliopsida, Fagales, Fagaceae.
AAUUUUGCAAACAAUGGAACUUAAUUGAAAGGUACUUAGGGGAAUGCAACAAUUUAACUAUAUACUAAUAAUCUAAUGACGCUCUCUGUGUCAUCUUAUCUCACACACAUACCCAUGAGGGAGUGCCUAUUCUAGUCAUUAUAUAUGUCCCAAUACUAGUCCUAUCCUAGCCCAAACUAAAGGUCCUGUUCGUUGAUUUCUUGUCUCACACUUUCUUUAAACCUACAAGUACAUCUUCCCCUUCCUUCUACACACACAAACAUCAUUCAUCCUUCAGUCUCACCGAAAGUAACCAGAAAUCCUCCACCUUUCCAUCUUCUAUUUCAACUCACUCAUUCAAAGCAAGUUUGCUUGAGUUUUAUUCAGCCUAGGGAGAGACUUAUUAUAGGGUGUGAAAAAGAAAAGAUAAUGGGACAAGCAGAGAGUAGUACCGAGGAUUAUGACAAACAACAACAGCAGCAUCAGCAAAAGCAGUUGAUUCCAGGUCUGCCUGAUGAGAUAGCCAUGGAUUGUUUAGUGAGAGUGCCCCACCAAUUUCAUUCCAACAUGAAAUUAGUGUGCAGGAGUUGGAGAACCUUAAUCACGCAUCCUUCCUUCUACAAAGAAAGACGCAGAUCUGGCACAGCAGAGCAAAUGGUGUGCCUUAUUCAACCUCUUCCAAUUCCAAUUCCAUCACCACCACAAAAUGAGACAGAGUCAUCCAAGAAGACCCCAAGUCCACCUCAAUAUGGCUUGAGCAUCUACAACGCCUCACACCAGACUUGGCAUCGGAUAAUGGGACCCAAUGCAAACACCGGACAUAUCCCCAUGUUCUGUCAGUGUGUGCCACUUCCAGCAUUUGGGAAGCUCAUGCUCUUAGGUGGUUGGGACCCCAAGAGCUUGGAACCAGUGACUGAUGUGUAUGUCCUGGACUUCAUUGGUGGUUUCAAGUGGAAACGUGCAGCGUCCAUGUCAGCGGCGCGCUCUUUCUUCGCAUGUGGAGUGGUAGGAGAUUCAAUGGUUUAUGUGGCAGGGGGACAUGACAAUCAGAAGAAUGCGCUGCAAUCAGCAGAAGUGUAUGAUGUAAACGCAGAUGAGUGGAGGGUGUUGCCACCUAUGGCAGAGGAGAGGGACGAGUGUCAAGGGCUUACCUGGGAAGGUGAUUCCAGGUUCUGGGUGCUCAGUGGGUACAGCACUGAAGCCCAAGGACUAUUUAGAUCUGAUGCCGAAUGUUAUGAUCCCAAGACAGGAUCUUGGUCCAUAAUUGAAGGGGUUUGGCCCUUUCCAAAUGUUAGUCCAAGAGGCCUCACCACCACAAUCACCAUCAGCAACCAAAACCAACUGUGGUGCUUCUUGGGAGGACAGCAAUUUAAGCAAUCUAGGGACAACAAUGAGAUCCUGUGGAAUGUGCUCAAGUCCGUUCAGCUUCCUGAUGACAUAAAUGUAACAUCACUAUGUGUCACAGCUAUUGGACAGGGUCAAAAUCAAUGUUGUAUCAAUAAUCAUCCUCAGCAGCAGCAGCGGAUUUUCGUAAUGAGUAGUAGUGGUGGCAGAGGAGUAUUGUCAUCAUCAAAUUGCGGAGAAUGUGAAUGUGAAGGGAAGGGGGCAUAUAUGUUAGAGAGGGAGAUCAAAAGUAAAGGUGGUAGCAUCUACAAAUGGAAUCAUGUCCACACUCCUGUUGCAUUUGCUAGCUUCCCAUAUUCGGCUUCAUACAUUUUUAUCUGAAAACUAAUAGAUUUACAACUGCCAUCAGUCUUUUAACUCGUGAACUUUUCAGUUCUUGUUCUUUGGGCUUCUUUUGGUACUUGCUUCUUGUAGUUAUGUGGACUUGGUUUAGUUUUAGUUUAUCACUUCGAUCAUAACUUCCGGAAUUUAUGAGAAGAGAAUGAGUCAUAGAGAUUAAAAGUUGAUCUAAGAGUGCUUUUAAAAUUCAGUCUAAAAUGCGCUAGCUUGAGUUUCUAGUGCCUGUAGUGAAGUAAUUGUAGUAUUAGCUGCAUUUUCAAUAGUAGCAGUACUGUCUCGUCUUAUUUGUGUGUUUUGUACUUUAUACAGUUCAAAAGGCAAAUGGUAGUAGUAUGAAUCAAGAAUUGCUGGAAAGGAUUCGUUUAUCGAACGUUAAAUUUCAA